Pichia kudriavzevii is the source of this 1344-nucleotide messenger RNA. RefSeq lists its product as uncharacterized. The record is from RefSeq and is a predicted model, not a curated record. Bases 1 to 1344 code for a protein of 447 amino acids. NCBI's taxonomy places the organism in Eukaryota, Fungi, Ascomycota, Pichiomycetes, Pichiales, Pichiaceae. The transcript has a single exon.
AUGACUACCAUCCACACUUGCAAGCAACAACACAAACAAGAAGACAUUAAGCAAUCUCGCACUUCAACCAUCAAGCCUACAGAGGUUGAAUAUUUUGGAGAUAAGCUGAGACUUACCACAUUCACCAAUGAAUCUGAUAUAAAACCAAUUCCACUGAAUUGGGGAGCUGCAGACCCUUUGGUGAGAGGCCCAGUAAUUACCUCUAAAUACAAAGAUGGCAUGUCGAAACACAAUUCCAUUGGUGCACAUGCUGGUCCUUACUCUAUUUACCAUGCCCUAAGUAUUGCAUCUAAGCAGUUGGACACUAACCAUGAACCAGACUACACAAAUGCACAUCCUUCUUACAACUUUAAGCAACAGCCACAAUGGUCUGAACAUGGUAAGAUUGUUACAAUGGAUCCAUUUGGGCAUUUAGCUCCUUGGAUCUUCAAAGAUUUAAGUAAUGCAGAGAACAUCCAAGUAAAGCCAACCAUGUCUAUCACCAAAGCGGUGUUGUCAAUCCCCGAGAUAAAGGAAGAAGUCCAAAAAGGUAACUUAAUCCCAGACGGUAAGAUUGUUUUGAAUGAAUUGGGUGAAAUGGCAUGCACUAAAAUUGCAAUUGAUCCGGUCUGGUAUUUGCCGGGUGUUGCGGAAAGGUUGAAUAUUUCAGAAUCUGAAUUAAGAAAAGCCUUAUUUGAAGAUACCAAUGGCAUGUAUCCCGAGUUGAUUUCGAGACCUGAUAUUAAGACGUUCUGUCCUCCAAUUGGUGGCACAACUGCAUACAUUUUUGGUGAUCCGGAGAACUUACCAAAUCCAGAAAAACGGCUUGCAUUCAGAGUCCAUGAUGAAUGUUCAGGUUCAGAUGUUUUCUUAUCAGAUAUUUGUUCUUGUAGGUGUUAUUUAAUUUUUGGGUUGGUUGAAGCUGCGAAGGAGGCGCAGAAUGGUGGCAAUGGCUUGGUAUGCUAUUUCCGUAAAGAAGGUAGAUGUUUAGGCGAAGUUACCAAAUAUCUUGUGUACAAUGCUAGAAAGAGAGGCGGUGAUACUGCGGAUGAAUAUUUCCAUCGUACUGAAUGUAUUGCAGGUGUUAAAGAUGCAAGAUUCCAAGAGCUAAUGCCUGAUAUUCUACAUUGGUUAGGCAUCACAAAAAUUGAUAGAAUGUUAUCAAUGAGUAACAUGAAACAUGACGCUAUUGUUGACUCUGGCAUUAAAAUUGCGGAACGUGUUGAAAUUCCGGACCACCUAUUACCAGCAGAUUCAAGAGUUGAAAUUGAUGCAAAAAUAGCUGCUGGUUACUUUACCAAUGGUCACGUUUAUACUACUGAAGAGUUGAAGAAAGUCGAAGGUAGAAAAUGGGACAGCUUGUAA